Staurois parvus is the source of this 1086-nucleotide messenger RNA. The record is from the annotation of a GenBank genome assembly. Lineage: Eukaryota; Metazoa; Chordata; Amphibia; Anura; Ranidae.
AUGACCGCCACUAUGCAAACCCUUCCAUUCAAGCAGUUCGCUCCAGAGCCGGGGCAGGAUUGGCCACCGCCAUGCGAGCAGGAGAUAGAGAGGAGGUACCAGGUGGUGCCCUCUGUGGUCUGUGCCAUGUGCUGCCUUUUUGGGAUCAUCUACUGCUUCUUUGGUUACCGCUGCUUCAAGGCUGUCAUGUUCUUGACAGGUCUGAUGUUUGGCUCGGUGGUCAUCUUCAUGCUCUGCUAUAAGGAACGGGUUCUGGACACACAGCUGAGCGUGGAAGCCAGCGUUGGCAUUGGCCUGGGCAUUGGUGUCCUUUGUGGACUGGUAACCAUGCUUGUGAGGAGCGUGGGACUGUUCAUGGUGGGCUUGCUGCUAGGGCUGCUGCUGGCCAUAGCCACGUUAAUUGUCAUGGAGCAGUUCUACCACCCGCGCACCGUCUGGGUUCCGGUGGCGCUUCUCCUCCUCGGGAUUGGCAUGCUGUUUGCCGUGUUGACCUUACAGUGGCAGCGCUUCUUCACUACACUCUCCACUGCUGUCUUUGGCAGUGCCAUCAUGACUGUGACUGUGGAUUACUUCAUUGAGCUCUUUCUUCUGGUGCAGUACGUGUACCAGCGCAUGAAGGUUGACCCUCCGCAGUCUGUCUGCUGGUACAGCUGGGUCAUCCUUGGGAUCUGGCCUGUGCUCAGCUUACUGGGGGUGCUCGUCCAGUGGAAAGUCACAGCAGAGGGCUACUCACACACAGAAGUUAUCAUUAGCCGGCAGCAGCGCCGGGUCCAACUCAUGAAAAUAAAACAGAGAGAGGAGCGUAAGGAGAAAAAGAAGAAGAAGAAGAGGCCUCACCACCAUCAUCCUCAUCCUCAGCACAAAACACCCCACCCGCCUGAGCCCGCCUUCCGGAGGAAGCCCACCCCUAUCCGCCGAUUUGAUGGCGAUGUCAUUUCCCCAAGCUACAUUCAGAGUUUCCGAGACCAGCAGUCAGGUUCUUCUCGGGGCCGGAUCACUGGAGCUCACACAGUGGUGGACCUGGACUAUGACUGUGGAUCUCGUGUGCCGCUGACUGCGGGAGCGGCAUCGGCUGUCCGUGUAUAG